Messenger RNA from Ictalurus punctatus (channel catfish), 4434 nucleotides. It is a transcript of the gene rap1gap2a, whose product is annotated as RAP1 GTPase activating protein 2a. Gene Ontology annotation, biological process: regulation of small GTPase mediated signal transduction; activation of GTPase activity. The transcript has 21 exons. Bases 553 to 2385 code for a protein of 610 amino acids. Gene Ontology annotation, cellular component: cytoplasm; plasma membrane. NCBI's taxonomy places the organism in Eukaryota, Metazoa, Chordata, Actinopteri, Siluriformes, Ictaluridae. Gene Ontology annotation, molecular function: GTPase activator activity. The record is from RefSeq and is a predicted model, not a curated record.
UGUGUGUGCGUGUAUGUGUGUGUACGUGUGUAUGUGUGUGUGUGUGUGUGUGUGUGUGUGUGUUGAUCCGAAAGAUGAACUUCAUGUGAUGUGGUUUAGUGGUUAGAGAAUCUGUCCGUGUACAGUAUAUCAGCGGCAGGGACGUUAGGUGGAAGUUGAAUCACACAGGAACGUCUUUAAUGAAUUGGCUUUAAUGAUGCUUUAGAGGAAAGAACGCUCCUGUACGUGAGGUUAUUUCGGCAAAACCGAAACCGUUCCACUGCAUCAGCAGCAUCGUAAGCAUUUACUAAUAACGGCGUUGUCAUGGUGCAGAAAUGCUACCUUCACGACUGACUGCGUUAUGCAAUACUCCACAGGGCAAUAGAAAAACUUAACCCACUCUCAGACUCCCUCAUGUGGGAGGCUGUUCAGUGUGUGUGUGUGAGAGAGAGUUUGUUCCUCAUGGCUAUUUACCACUGAACUCAGCCCACGCUUGAAGACGGUGUAAAUACAGGGAGUGUAAAUGAAUGCUCCACGUCUCAAGCCCUGACAUGAACUACAGAAGCUCUUAGUAUGUCUCAGUCUGCCGAGUUUUUCGACAUGCUGGAGAGGAUGCAGGACGACUACAUCCCAUACCCCCGGAUCGAGGAUGUGCUGGAAAAGGGCGGACCGUACCCUCAAGUGAUCCUACCCCAGUUCGGAGGUUACUGGAUCGAGGACGCAGAGGCUCCUCUGGGCACCCCGACAUCCUCAGACAGUAGCUUCUGUGACGAAGAGGAGAACGAAGGCACCGGACUCGGAGGAGAAGGAGGAGGAGGAGGCCUUGGAUACAGACUGGAGAGCAACAGCACGGCGCGAGCGUACCGAAAACACUUUCUCGGAAGAGAGCACAUGAACUAUUAUUGCACAGGCAGUAGUUUGGGAAACCUCAUUAUGUCUUUAAAGCAUGAGGAGGAUGAAGGUCAGGAAUUCCUUCGUAUUAUGCUCAGGUCAAAGACAAAGACACUCCAUGACAAGAUUCCACUGGAGGGACUGCACCAGCUGCCCAGUGUUCCUCAGAUUGCCAAGCUGCUUUGUGAUGAUGUCACAGGUCUGAAGUUUAAUCCCGUCCUUUACCCGAGGGCCUCUCAGCUGAUAGUCGGCUUCGACGAGCACGAAGUCAAUAACACCUUCAAGUUCGGGGUCAUAUAUCAGAAGUUUGGGCAGACGUCUGAAGAAGAGUUAUUUGGGAAUAACGAAGAGACGCCGGCAUUUGCCGAAUUUCUCAGUGUGUUGGGAGACAACAUAGAGCUGCAGGAUUUUAAAGGGUUCCGUGGUGGUCUAGACGUGUCUCAUGGACAAACAGGAACUCAGUCAGUCUACACUGUUUUCCGAAACCGAGAAAUCAUGUUCCACGUCUCGACGAAACUUCCCUUCACAGAGGGAGACGUACAGCAGCUGCAGAGGAAGAGACACAUCGGGAACGACAUCGUUGCUGCGGUUUUCCAGGAAGAACCCACUCCGUUUGUACCUGACAUGAUCGCGUCUAACUUCCUCCAUGCCUAUGUGUUAGUGCAGGCUGAAAACCCCUGUACUGAUCACACCACCUACAAGGUUUCUGUCACGGCUCGAGAAGACGUCCCGCCGUUCGGCCCACCUCUACCAAACCGUGCCGUUUUUAAAAAGGGUCCCGAGUUCCGUGAAUUUCUGCUCACAAAACUGAUCAAUGCUGAGAACGCUUGCUACAAGUCUGACAAGUUUGCCAAGCUGGAGGGAAGGACGCGAGCGGCGCUCCUGGAUAAUCUGCAUGAUGAGCUGCACAGACAGACCCAGGCCACGAUGGGGGUGGGUUCAGUCACAGGGGAGGACAAACUGGAGAACGGAGGCCAUGGAGGUCUGCUGGAGUCCUUCAAGAGGGCCAUGCGGGUGAGGAGUCACUCCAUGGAGACGAUGGUGGGUUCUCACAAACACAAAGCUGCAGGAGGAGGUGUGCCAUCCAGUAUGAGUGGAGGAGGGCUACCGCAGUGCAGUGCUGAGUGCACAAAGAGUACCUUUACGCCUCCAGUGCUGUCGGCCAAGUCUCCUAUGAAAAGUCCGGUAAAACGACGUUCAGGCCUGUUUCCCAGGCUACACUCGAGCACAGAGAGCCCUACCGAGAGACAUCCACCCCGCAGUGAUCACAAAACAGCAGAUGUAUUUCCACACUCGCAGGAAGUACGGUCGGAGACGUCGUCUAAUCCAAGCUCACCAGAAAUCUGCCCAAACAAGGAAAGGCCAUUUGUGAAGCUGAAGGAGUGCAGCAGCCGAAGCAACAUCUCCCGCUCGUCCUCCAGCACCAGCAGCUUUAGCAGCACAGCUGGAGAGGGAGAUGGUCUGGAGGAGCUUGACAUGACGGGAAAAGUAAAAUUUCACCUAAGUCAAACCUGAAGUUUCGUUUUGACAAGCUGAGUCACAUGACUACAGGGCAUUGAGAGAGACAGGAGCGACUACAGGGAAUGAGCAGGCAGUGUAGCUUAACUGGAGCCAAGAGACUUUCUGUCAAAGCGAGAAGGGACCAUCUGCUGUACGCAACGCAACCACCUUCAUCACUGCUCUCCAACACACGCCUUUAUAAACUGCACACAAACAUACACACACACACACACAGAAAUUCACACACACAGAGCGGACGACGCCAAGAUGCCAAAGCAAGUCUUAACAGAAGAGAAGGCCACAAAUGAGACUGUUUCAAACCUGUGAAAGGUUCAUUUUGUGGUCAAAGUUGCUUCACAUCACACAGGUAGCAGAUAAUGUGCAAAAAAAAAAAAAAAAAAAUUGCAUAAUAACAAAACAAAUCAGUGCCACCAUUUAUUUAUUUAUUUUUUUUGAUACAUCAAUAUUUGAGAAGAGGCAUGUGAUACAUGUGUUGUGUUCGUUGUGGUGAAAGUGGCUUCAAAUGAUUAUUUUUUUUUAGUUUUAACAAUGUUAACUGCGAUGACUUCUAUGUAAUACGUAAUGAUGAAACACAACAGACACAACAAUACAGCAAAGUUACAGCUGAGUCUAGUGCAAGCCAUAAUGCAAAUACAGCUAAAAAAAAAAAAAAAAAAAAUGAUUUAAGCAACGUCUGUGGUGUAUAGACGCUACUUACUGGCCGAGUAUGAGAGUCUCUAUGUGUGGUGGCCUGGGAAAACCAUGAAAAUUCACAUGAUUGAAAUUUUUGACAUUUUACUAUAUAUAGUUCUGAAAACUACAGCCUUUCCUGAAAUAUGUUUCCAUCGCGUGUACGUUUCUAGCAUUUUAAAAUGUGGUUCACCACCAAAAUGAAAACAUUUGAAAGAUUCUGGCCUCGCAAACAUUUUAACAGCCCGAUAUCUGAUCACAAAACGAAUUUAUUAGGCUCAUGUCCUUUUGAGACGGCACCUAGCUAGCCAAGAACCUGAUCAAAGAGUGGCAUUCCCUUGGCUAGCAAGAUGUCUUUAAGCAGAUUUACUGUUGUUACUGGUUUCUUACCAAAAAUGAUCUUUGCAGGAAUUUAAAAAGUGAAUAAAAAGGUUGUUUUGGUGAAAUAUAUGUAUAGUUUCUUGAAGUAGUGGAGCCCGAGUAUGCAAUUGGCAGAACGUGCACAAGACAAGACAGUUAUAAAACAUAGAUAUUUCUCUACAGUCUUUUCUGGGCUGUUUUCCAAACGUGCGAUAAGUUCUCCCCGACCACCACAGAUACUUUUUUUUUCAACGUGCUACUUUAUUGACUUUCAACUUGAAUGUCUUAUAGCUUAUGCAUUAGUAACUUUACAGUUCCUGUCUGUGACCAAGCCAACGUUAUUAGUCAAUGACUAAUACUUUGUAAUAGAUAUACACACAUAAGACACUGUGAAAUGUUAUUUAAAUGUUCAGAACCAGUGCUUUGUCCAUAUGUUUAUACAGAUUUCAAUAUACUCCUGAAUAUUAGCCAUAUUACUGAUUCAGACCUAUCCAGUGCAAACUUAAUCUAACAAUAUACAUUAAAUAUUAUCCUUGGGUCAUUUUUUUAACUAACAAAAUAUGAGUAGCCAAAAACACUAGGGCAGUUUUGUUUGUUGUUGUUGUUUUUUUAAGCAUAAUUUGCCGAUAUAACACUAAUGGGUUGCUAAUUUGGUUGGUUGAACGGCAGUGUUCUCCCAGUUGUUAGGUAGAUAAAUGAAGACAGCCUCACUGAUUUAGGUGAAAUUGCUUAACAGGGGUUGUAGCAUUCAAAAGCUGCCAGUGCAAUAACGUGUCCAAACGAUAUUCCCUCAAAACUUAAGCUAAAUGUCCUGUCCCAUUAGAAACAUGCCAUCUUUGUGGACGUGCGGGAUUAAUUUUACCUCAGUUCAAUAUACCUAUAAGCUUACUUCACCCAACUACAACCUAAAUACAACUGAAUACAAUUCAAAUAUCUAACAAAACUUCACAUUUAAAUAGCAGAAUCAUCAAUACGUUAGUUCUGUAGCUCUAAUCAUGUAACUUUUUUUUUUUU